AUGUAUGAGGAAUGGCCCAUUCUGGAAUUUCCUGAUAUUGGUGCUAGUAUCUUGGGGCUUUUUACUAAAAAUACUAGUGAAUCCGUAGCGUCUUUCCUGUUAUACGAGCUGACUAGAGAAGAAACAGAAGAUGUACCUUCCAUUCGGUUGAACUCAGAGGAUCAGUUAAGAUGGUCUAUGCAGGUUCUCAACCACUCCUUAACUUUCUCGUUCAUGUCGAACAGAGAGUACAACACCAUCCGUGGUGCAGUCAAGAUCUAUCUUCACUGGCUUCGAGCUUUAACCGAUUUACCUGAUGGAACUAUACCAACACCUCUUCUGGAGACUCCUGAAAAGUAUUUUCGAACCAUCAUCGAAGCAUUGAGAUGCGUCUUCUGUAGAAGAGAUGAUUUAGCAAUUACCGAUCAUGAACGUAGAGAGGGAGAACUAUCAAAUGUUCCACGGGGUCUGGCUAUAGAGAGACAAGCAACGGAAAUAGAAAUCAUUUUGGACACCGUGAAAGCUUUGACUCAAUCAGCUAGCCGGAAGUAUCAAAACGAAGUGUGGGCUAGGUCUUUGAGUUUCCUUUUGAACUCAGCAGACUUACUUUUAGCAGACCCUUCAUCUUCAGAAGAAAUGGGGAUACGUGUUGGUUCUCGGGUUGUUGAUACUCUCUUUGAGCUUUGGUUCCGUGCAGUGUUGAACGAAGAAAUACCCUCACCCACAUAUUGGAGAACACUCUCUGUGCUUUGCCGCAGAUGGAGGCAUCAUGUGACUGUGAUAGAAUCAUGGGCAAGGAAACUUCUCUCCAUGACCGUCUUAGUUUGCAGAAAAAUGUAUGGUGAUGAGUAUAGUCGAGUUUUGAUCCAUGACGAUAGUAUAAUUCCAUUCGGUCUUCUACCUGCUAGUGAUGAAGGAGAAAUUGAUCUCUUAUAUCAAAGCUGGUUCAAUUUGCUCUGCUUGAUUGGGAGCCCUGCAACAAUUUUGAAGCACGAUCCCUGGCAAAACAAACCCAUUCACAAUGGCGAGCAGAUAACAGUCAAUCCAAACGAUUCGGCAAUCCCGUCUCUCCCUUUAUGCUUCUUCCUAGCCACAACUGCUAUUCAAAGAAUGAUCGACGUGUUCUAUGGAGACAAUCGCGUUCCUAUAGAAUUUAAAGAGUCUGAUGUUCUUAUCAGAAAAUGGACAUUAUCAUCAGUGGGAAGUGAAGAAACAACAAGUUAUCGUCAUAAGAGCGAGCGAGAAGCUGCAAGUGUUCAUACCGACCACACAAAGGAUACCCAAUGCACCGAGUCAACGUUAACUGGUGAACGUAGAGGUUCUUGCUCUUCUUCAGUUAGUGGGAGAGAUGCGCGGCUAUCUUCCGAAAUGAGCAGAAAAGCACAGAAGAGACAUUCAGAUCGAAGUGGUAAAAAUGAAAGUGCCUCGCAAACAGUUCAGCCUCAGUAUAGCAGACUGGAACCUUCGCUUAGUCAGCAUGCAACUUCUCUACCGCCCUUGCAGAUGGCAUCUGGCUCUCAAGUGAGCAGUAAAGCUGGUGAGAGUGUCAGUACUCGCUUUGACGUUAAUGGGAAAGCGAGUUUGGCUUCGUGUGCCCAAAGUCGUCCUGGUGCUUCUCAUUUCGUUGGUCAUGCGCUAAGCGCAAAUCCUUUAUAUCCGGCUUUCAUUGGUGAGCGUGGUCCUAAAAGUGAACGAUUAUUAAAUCUAACAAUGAAUUGGUUACUGGAAGCUAGUACUGCUGGACGUCAGGAUAAGGAUCGAACUGGUGGUGGAGAUGUGAUAGACGGUAUGUUAUAA
This is a messenger RNA of Auanema sp. JU1783, 1776 nucleotides long. The record is from the annotation of a GenBank genome assembly. NCBI's taxonomy places the organism in Eukaryota, Metazoa, Nematoda, Chromadorea, Rhabditida, Rhabditidae.